CCACAUUACAGCAAGUUUAAGGUUUUGUUUCAAGGCAAGCAAUCGCGUUCAUUUACACUUCAUCGCAAAACUCGACAGCGUCAAGCGUAAGUUUAAGGAUCCAACAGCAACGCAGUUGUAAUGUUAAAGAUUGUGGAUUUGGAUAAGAAGCCACCACCAAACAAAUCCAUACUGGACAGGAUUAUCAAAGCAGGUGGUCGACGCUUACCAGGCAUGGUGCCUUCAAGCCCUAUUCCUAAUUCUGAGCAACUGAGUCAAGGAGAAGUGCUGACUGUACAGGACGAUAAUGGAGACUUCAUGGAAUGGUGGUAUUUGGAGGAACCCUGGAAGGAACUUGACCAUCCUAACGCAGAGCAAGUUGAUGCAAAGUCCCUAAAACAAAAAGCUGAAAAUCUAAUAAAAGCUCUAAAUGUGUAUGAUUACCUCCUAUCUAAACAAGGAGUGAUUCUGCAGAGUCACAUUAAAGAACUAGAGGAAGUGGUGGAGAACAUUGACAAGGAGGUGAAGACAGCAGAUAGUACCAGGGGAACUCUAGGGGCAAUAGGACUGACGGCUGCUGUCGGAGCUGUCAUAUAUGCCCCAACGACCCGAGUGGCUUCCUUAGCAGUGGCUGCAAUUGGGUUUGGAGUUACAGCAUUCUGGGCUGUUAUUUCCAACAAACGUCCCACCAAUGUGAACAGGAAGAAAGUAAAGACAAUCUUCAAAGACUGCUCUACACAGUUAGAGGAAAUCGAGAGGUGUCUAAAGUUUAUCAGCUCUAAUAUGGCAUGUCUGAAUAAACACGAUUUGUCCGCUUCAAUUGGGGUGGAUUCCAAAGCAGAAAAGGUUUUUAGAAUGGUGAAUAACAGUGACGGUGGAAACAGUGUAAGAGUGAUCAGUGCAGUCAGUAAGUGCUCAGGCCUGAUCCAAGGCUUUGUGCUGGGUAUGGAUACGUGUUUCUGCAAAAACGACAACGAAAAACUCAAGAAGCUGAAACGGGGCUCAGAAACCAAAUUUGCUAAACAAAUCUCUGUGCUGAUAAAGCAGGUGCAAGUCAGCCUUGAUCAGCUGAUGAGUUAUAAAACUGUGGUGAAAUUUGCAGACAUAUAGAACAUAAUUUGGGAGGGAUUAUAGAUAUAGUAUGAUGGUGUUAUAUAGUCUUAUUAUAUCAUUUACUAGUGAAAUUUGAAAUGCUGCUAUAUACUAUAUAAUAAACAUGAAGGAUAUAAGUAUAUUUUCAUGUAAAAAAUCAAAUUAGUUGAUUGGUGGAGUCUUUGGGUUAGUAUGUUUCCAGAGCCUUUCUUUUAAUGCUGGUUUCUUUAUGAAAUCUUCUAUGUGAAAUCUGUCUGUAGAAUGAAUGCACUUUUUCAUGUUACAUGUGAUGUAACCUUUUUGCACUUUAGCGGUUAAAAGUUUUGCUGGACAAUACUUAGAGGAGAAGUUGUUGUUGUUGUUGU
This is a messenger RNA of Tachysurus vachellii, 1436 nucleotides long. RefSeq lists its product as uncharacterized. The transcript has 5 exons. Gene Ontology annotation, cellular component: extracellular region; membrane. Gene Ontology annotation, molecular function: lipid binding. Gene Ontology annotation, biological process: lipid transport; lipoprotein metabolic process. The record is from RefSeq and is a predicted model, not a curated record. The coding region runs from base 121 to 1089 and encodes 322 amino acids. Lineage: Eukaryota; Metazoa; Chordata; Actinopteri; Siluriformes; Bagridae.